CGGAGUAGGGACCGGUAGCGGACCCGGAGGCAAAAGGGCCGGGGCCAGCAAUACCGUUCACGUAGCCGGCGUAAGGAGCGGCGGCGGCAGGAGCAGCAACACCGUUGGCAAAGCCAGUGAAAGGAGCAGCAACACCGUUGGCAUAGCUAGUGAAAGGAGCGGCGGCGGCUGCUGCAUUGUAGCCAGAGUAGCUACCGGGAAGGGCGGCAGCAGGGGUGAAGCGGUCGCCCGCUUCGACGAUGGGCUCCUCCACAGUGUUCACCACCGGGGCGUUGAUAGUCUCGGAGUGGACGGGCCUAAUGUGCUGGUCAACAACAGGCUGAACGACGUCCUGGACAGGCUGGAUGAUGUCAACAGGCUGGACCUGUUUGGAGUUGUUGACGAUCGGGGCCUUGGUCUCAGUGACAGCGGGCUUGACCACAUCGCACUUGGUGGGGCAUCCACAGAAGUUUGCGGGGCAUCCGCAGUCACGGCGGGCGACGCCGUUGCAGCAAGCCUUAGUGCAGGGCUCGACACAAGUGUUGACGAUGGGAGCGUUUGUGGACUGGGAGUAUACAGGCUUGACGUGCUGGUCGACUACGGGCUGCACAACGUCCUGAACGGGUUGGAUAAUGUCGACGGGCUGGACAUCUUCGGAGGUGUUGAUGCGGGUGGGCUCAACGCGGGUGACCUUGGGCUCAAUCACAUUCGCUUUGGGUGCAUAGCCAGCCGGACCGACGACAGACGCGGAGUAUGGGCCGGUUACAGAGGCGGGCGCGAAAGGGCCGGGCGCAGCAAUACCGUUCACGUAGCCGGCGUAAGGAGCGGCGGCGGCAGGAGCAGCAACACCGUUGGCAAAGCCAGUGAAAGGAGCGGC
This is a messenger RNA of Tricharina praecox, 856 nucleotides long. RefSeq lists its product as uncharacterized. The transcript has a single exon. The coding region runs from base 345 to 599 and encodes 84 amino acids. The record is from RefSeq and is a predicted model, not a curated record. Lineage: Eukaryota; Fungi; Ascomycota; Pezizomycetes; Pezizales; Pyronemataceae.